Messenger RNA from Pistacia vera, 800 nucleotides. Its product is annotated as inosine triphosphate pyrophosphatase. Gene Ontology annotation, biological process: nucleoside triphosphate catabolic process. The coding region runs from base 74 to 688 and encodes 204 amino acids. The transcript is spliced from 8 exons. Gene Ontology annotation, cellular component: cytoplasm. Gene Ontology annotation, molecular function: nucleoside triphosphate diphosphatase activity. The record is from RefSeq and is a predicted model, not a curated record. NCBI's taxonomy places the organism in Eukaryota, Viridiplantae, Streptophyta, Magnoliopsida, Sapindales, Anacardiaceae.
CUUUGCUUAGGAAUCCCAAACAGUCGCUGCAACUUGGAAUUGGCAGCUCUCCCACGCUUGACUACGGAACCCAAUGGCGGCGGCAAGAGCACCAGGAAUUGUAAUUUCACGGCCGGUCACUUUCGUGACAGGGAAUGCCAAGAAGCUUGAGGAAGUCAAAGCCAUCUUGGGCCAGUCCAUUCCCUUCCAGUCGCUCAAGCUUGACUUGCCUGAAUUGCAAGGCGAACCUGAAGAUAUCUCCAAAGAGAAGGCUCGUUUGGCUGCUAUUCAGGUGAAUGGGCCGGUGCUGGUGGAAGAUACUUGCCUCUGCUUCAAUGCCUUAAAGGGUCUUCCCGGGCCUUACAUCAAGUGGUUCCUGCAGAAGAUUGGUCAUGAAGGUUUGAACAACUUGUUGAUGGCAUAUGAAGAUAAAUCAGCUUAUGCAUUGUGUGGAUUUGCUUUUGCUCUUGGACCCAAUGUUGAGCCUAUUACAUUCCUAGGAAAAACUCCGGGAAAGAUAGUUCCUCCUAGAGGACCCAAUGAUUUUGGUUGGGAUCCAAUCUUUCAGCCUGAUGGUUACGAGAUAACAUAUGCAGAGAUGCCAAAAGAAGAGAAGAAUAAGAUUUCACAUCGUUUCAAGGCUCUUGCUAUGGUAAAAGCCCACUUUGCCGAAGCAGGAUAUACUUUCCAGAUAGACACCUCUAUAUAAAAGUAAGCUAUAGGACAGACAGCCAAAAUCAUUUCCUUGUAGUAUUAAAUGUUCUUUAUCCCCAUAAUCCUGUUGUGAUUGGGGCAAUAGAUGAAAGGAGACCUUCACAAUA